Molecule: messenger RNA, 2149 nt
Organism: Triplophysa dalaica
Lineage: Eukaryota; Metazoa; Chordata; Actinopteri; Cypriniformes; Nemacheilidae
Gene: pycard
Product: PYD and CARD domain containing
Exons: 5
Coding region: 124-1326 (400 amino acids)
Biological process (GO): inflammatory response; regulation of apoptotic process; innate immune response
Source: RefSeq, a predicted model, not a curated record
UCCGACAGGUCUUUCUUUACAAGAAUGUGAAAUGUGGUAGAUAUACAAACUAAGCAUUCUUGGUUGAGAAGCACAGGUUACUGUAUCGUUUUAAUUCAAAGUGCCCUAAUCUAUACCACAACAAUGAGCCAGGAAGAAAUGGAGGAGCAACAUCCCUGCAAAGAGGCUCAGUUUGUGAAUGACAAUCGUGCAGCGCUCAUUGAAAAGGUUAAUUCAGUAAUGCAUCUGGCAGAUGUUUUGAGAAGUAAGAAGAUGAUAUAUGAAGAAAAAUACUCUGAGAUAAAAGCCGAAAAAACCAACCAAGACAAAAUGCGAACGCUUUUUGAAGCACUGAAUGCUGGAGGAGAUGAAGUUAAAACUGCAUUUCAUAAAGAACUGCUUAAAUGUGAACCGUACCUCUUCAAAGAUCUGGGUAGAAACAGGAAACGCAAGCUUUCUGAUUCUGAAUGCCAAGUAGAGACAAAAUAUAAAAAACCAAAUACUGAAAAUGAAAGACAAAUGAAUAACGAUUUUGUGACACCAGCACCACAAUACAAUGUGACCAUUGUUCAAGAACAGAAACCUGUGCCAACAACAGUCUUGUUAAAUUCACCAAAUGAACCACUGUUUCAAUCACAUGGGUUCCUAAACCAAAAGUUUCCACCAAUCAAGACUGAGAGGAAAACCCUGGCACCCAAGAAAAAAAAACCUGCAACCGAGAAAGCGAAGAAGCCCCCUGCAACAGAAAAGGAAAAGAAGCCCCCUGCAACCAAGAAAGAGAAGAAGCCCCCUGCAACCCAAAAGGAAAAGAAGCCCCCUCCAACAAAGAAAGAGAAGAAGCCCCCUGCAACAAAGAAAGAGAAGAAGCCCCCUGCAACCCAAAAGGAAAAGAAGCCCCCUCCAACAAAGAAAGAGAAGAAGCCCCCUGCAACCCAAAAGGAAAAGAAGCCCCCUGCAGCCAAGAAAGAGAAGAAGCCCCCUGCAACCAAAAAGGAAAAGAAGCCCCCAGCAACCAAAAAGGAAAAGAAGCCCCCUGCAACCAAAAAGGUAAAGAAGCCCCCAGCAACCAAAAAGGAAAAGAAGCCCCCUGCAACCCAAAAGGAAAAGAAGCCCCCUGCAGCCAAGAAAGAGAAGAAGCCCCCUGCAACCAAAAAGGAAAAGAAGCCCCCAGCAACCAAAAAGGAAAAGAAGCCCCCUGCAACCAAAAAGGUAAAGAAGCCCCCUCCAACCAAAAAGGUAAAGAAGCCCCCUGCAACCAAAAAGGUAAAGAAGCCCCCUGCAACCAAAAAGGUAAAGAAGCCCCCUGCACCCAAGAAGGAGAAGAAGCCCCCUGCACCCAAGAAAUAAAAGUUCUUAGCUAAUGUUUUUUUUCCCUAGAAAUGAUGCAUCCACACCGUUCAUGUUAGAUCCCUGAGUUUUAGAGGGAGGUUAAUCAUUUUUAAACUUUAUAAAAAUAUAUAUAUCAUUUAAUAAACGUAUUAGGCUAGUAAAUGCUGAAAUUAACAAAGUAAGUUUAAUAACUGAUACAAAAGUAUUGUUCAAUGUUAGUUUAUGAUAUAAAGCAUUAACUGAUGAUAGUGUUAUAUAAAUGUAGGUAACAUAUUACAAUGGUACAUGUACACUUUGCAGGUGUUAUUAGUUAACAUUAGUAAAUGCAUUAGCUAACAAUUAACAAUUUCGUUUUUCAGCAUGUAUUACUCCUUGUUAAUGUUAGUUGGUGUCUAUACAGUUAUUAAUGUUAGAUCGUGGUUAAUUCCCAAAUGUUAACAGUGACAAGGUUUGAUUUUCAUAAUGUAUUAGUAAAUUCUUGAACUAGUAUUAAUAAAUACUCUAUUAAUAUUUUUUCAUUGUUAGUUCAUUUUGGCUAAUGCAUGAACUAAUUGUUAAUAAAUAGCACUUUAUUGUAUGUGGUACCGAAAUGUAUAUAAAAAUGUCAAAAAAUAUUUUCGAAUUGAUUUGGAAGUGAUUAAAAAUUUCUGUUUUGGUAUUUUUUCACUUUGUUAAUGUUGCAUACACUAUAUGAUUGCUGUAUCCACCCAAUUAUCUGUAAUUAUGCUAUUUAAAAAAGAAUUCAUAAGGUCAACUAACUGUCUGUCAGUGGAAUAAAUUGAAAAAAUUCUAAAAAGUAAAAUCCAGUGAUUUUUAAGAAUAAACAUAUAAUGUAAAAUGC